This is a messenger RNA of Rhizoctonia solani, 1812 nucleotides long. Its product is annotated as structure-specific endonuclease subunit SLX1. The record is from RefSeq and is a predicted model, not a curated record. Gene Ontology annotation, biological process: double-strand break repair via homologous recombination. Gene Ontology annotation, molecular function: crossover junction DNA endonuclease activity; 5'-flap endonuclease activity. NCBI's taxonomy places the organism in Eukaryota, Fungi, Basidiomycota, Agaricomycetes, Cantharellales, Ceratobasidiaceae. The transcript is spliced from 7 exons. Gene Ontology annotation, cellular component: Slx1-Slx4 complex. Bases 1 to 1812 code for a protein of 603 amino acids.
AUGUCCCUUGAAUCAUUUCGGAUGCACUCAACUGGCAAAGCAACCAAGCCAUUCUCGGCGGGGUGGGAUCAGCGCCGCGAGCUGAAGGUGGUACAACACCGCAAUGCAAGCGAAUACGCCCUCGACCACGAUGUAAAAUUAGAACGCACAAACGUUAAUCCCCCUUUGAAUGGUUUGAAUGGUUUUGCAGCAGCGCCGCCCCAAGGCCCAGGAUAUACGCCACUUAUAAUCGCCUCUGGAAAGGCACCUUCGAAGAUGGCCUCUCGGACCACGUUGGGUGAGGACCAACACACCAUUCCGCUGUUUUACGCUUGUUAUUUACUUCGGUCUGUCAAAUCCAAAUCUUCGCGUUCUACCUAUGUUGGGAGCACCCCAGACCCCCCGCGUCGAAUUCGGCAGCAUAACGGGGAGCUAACACAGGGCGCCUACAAAACUCGACGAGGUCGCCCAUGGGUCAUGACUAUGAUAGUGUAUGGUUUCCCUUCCAAACUUGCUGCUCUCCAGUUUGAAUGGGCAUGGCAGCAUCCAUACCGGUCCAGGCAUCUCCGUGUCCCUGAAACAACUCGAGGUGAGAACAAUUACUCUCAGAUCUUCAAACAGGACAGCCAAGCGAAUUUUCUGAGAACCAAAAUAUUUGUUGCACACACAAUGCUGAGCGUUGCUCCUUACAGUACAUGGCCACUGCAUGUCAAGAUCUUUACUGACGAGGCCAAAAAUAUAUGGGACGAGAUUUGCAGGGUAGACACGAACGGGCCGCUCCCCGAAGGAUCGACGGUUUCGGUCGAACUCGAAGGUGUAGACGGGAGAGCGUAUGUUCCCGUCUCUCGACGUACCCAGAUGCGUACAGGUCCAAUCGACGUUAAAGAUACCAAGUUCAAUUCAUCGCACAUCCAUAAGUACCAGUCACUUGUGAACCAACAGACUCAGCUGUCGUGUUGUAUAUGUAGCUCAGAAAUCGACGUCAAGCGCGUGGAUCAUCUACGUAUAGCACUUUGCCCCGGAGGAGACUGUACCGCAAUUUCACAUUUAGACUGCCUGGCUCGGUCGUUCAUCAAACACCCAUCCAACCCUCCGGGGUUGAUUCCUCGAGGCGGUAUCUGCAAAGCCUGCGAGCAAUAUACACUAUGGGGUGAUGUCGUUCGGGGAUGUUACCGUCGGGCUCGUGGUGGUCUGCAACAACCUGACUUGGGACAAGACCCAGAAGACAACGAUCAAGAAGCAAGUGCUCAGGCAGUUGAUGACCUCUCUCGCCAUAUAAAUGCUCUGCAAAUUAGUGGAUCUCCUCGAAAGGCACGCACUGUCAAAUCAACAGCCCCGAAAAGUUGCGCCAAGUCUACUUCUCGAGCGACUAGGCGUAAUGUCCAGAAGGCUAGGGUGAUUGAUUCCGACGUCGAGGAUUUUGGGGCCGAAAUGGAUGCAGUGGAUUGCGACACAGAGGAUUCGGAACCCGCUCACCCAUCACGAAGGCAAAAUGCAUCGGUUGCGAGCUAUCAGCGUGCCUCUAAACCCACAAAGGCCAAAAAUAUUCUAGGGUCUUGCGACAAGACACGGAGUAUUGAUGAAGUCGUUCGUCGGGCUUUGGAUAAAAUGCCGAUUUCCGGUCUUGGUGAAUCGAUGCAAGCGCGCUCAACCCUAAGUAUGACUCCAAGUCGCCAGAAAUCCACCAAAUCGAGGAACGGGAUCGGGCCCGGUGCUCAAGGACAAAUAGCGAUAACUGUCGACGAGGAGAACGGUAACUUUGGAACACCGCGCGACGCCUCUAGACCAAAGAGGACGCCAUCUCCAGAGUAUAUCGAUCUCGAAGGUAUCUAG